Messenger RNA from Anopheles merus, 1086 nucleotides. RefSeq names its product putative ribosome-binding factor A, mitochondrial. The transcript is spliced from 3 exons. The coding region runs from base 190 to 981 and encodes 263 amino acids. The record is from RefSeq and is a predicted model, not a curated record. Gene Ontology annotation, biological process: rRNA processing. Lineage: Eukaryota; Metazoa; Arthropoda; Insecta; Diptera; Culicidae.
GUUGGCAAGCAAACCAAAUUGGCACUCGGGCGUGAUGUGAGAAUCGUUCUUAAUAUACUGCAUUAUAUCAUAACAAUUUGCGAUCAUUUAUUGGUUGGAAAUGGCAUUACAAAUGAUCUGUGAUAGUAGUAGUUGAUGUGAAGCUAUUGGCGGCCAUAGCGCAUAUCGCGUCGCAAUUUGAAGUUCAUUAUGCUUAAGAUUGCGUCGUCCCGUUUGUUCUCAUCGAGCGCUCAGCUUUGCGCCUCCUCGACAAAGGCUGCCAAAGUGCUUAACAAACUUAUGAAUGGCAGCAAAACGAAGAAAAAGCGUUACUACGAUGAAACCAACGACCAGGGACCGAAGCUGCUGCCGACCAAAUCGCUGGCCAGCGCCAAACGGCAGGGAAAGGAAUCGAACCGUCGCGUGGCGGUGCUGAACAAGCUGUUCAUGAAAAAUAUCACCGACCUGAUGGCAACGGGCUCCUUCGCCAGCGAUCUGUACGGCUACGGUAUACAGAUUUCGCGUGUCCGCGUGGCGUCCGAUUUCCGUGAAGCCAGCAUCUACUGGUUUUCGACCAAUCUCAACAGGGAUGUAAAAAUUGACGGCAUCCUUAAGCCGCUCUGUUCGCGAAUUCGUCAUGAAUUGUCGCAGCUACGGCUGAUGGGAGAAGUUCCGCAGCUUACGUUCGUGCAGGAUAAGCGAUACUACGUGGAAGGUUUGUUGAACAGUUUACUGAAGGAGGCAGAUUACGGCGAGGAGGACGAGGAUGUUGAGCAGGACGUUUUGCUGCCGAAGCCGGAAGAUCAACGUUUGUGUGAGCCCGAGAUGAGACACGAUAUACUUGGGCUUGAUCAUGCUCAAAUCAUGUCGCGUGUUCGCCAGUCCGUUGACAAAACGAACAAAGCGUGGAAAGCGCACCAGGAAGCGCAGAAGAAGCGGGACGAAGCUGCUGCUGCCGUACAGCAGAGGGCGAAUUCCGAGCAACUUGGAAGGACCGAAUGAUUUCUUUCACUUAAUUUGAUCCACCGGCAACUGGUCGGAUGUAGUAAUUACGGAAACUAGCCGCCAAAUGUUGUAGUAAUAAAGGUUUAUUAUUGAUAAUUUCAA